Molecule: messenger RNA, 782 nt
Organism: Trematosphaeria pertusa
Lineage: Eukaryota; Fungi; Ascomycota; Dothideomycetes; Pleosporales; Trematosphaeriaceae
Exons: 2
Coding region: 27-296 (89 amino acids)
Source: RefSeq, a predicted model, not a curated record
CCUCCUCACAGCUCCUCAACCCCAGGAUGCCUCGUCCUAAUAUGCCGAUUCAUAUUAUCUUUCCUCGCCAUCCCCUUCCCACACCCCGAAAUCGGGCACACGAACGGCAGCGCCGCGUCCUGAUCGGCCAGCGCACGCUGGUGUUUCUUAGUCUUUUGAUGCCGUGCAAGGUCCUUGGCGAAGUCCUUGCUCCUGCUAAUGACGGCGCCGCAGGGUUCGCAUGUGUAACUGUCUUCGUGUGUUUUGGUGUGGAGGUUCAGAUCGCGUUGGCGAGGGAAAGUUCUUUCGCAUUUUGAGCAGGGGAAUGUGGAGGUAGUCAGGGAUGUAGGUGGCUGGGGAGCAGAUUGGACAUGCUGCUGUGUGCUUGGAGUGUUUGUAUAUGGGGGGAUGAAAGAGUGUGGAGCUUGGGUGGGACUAAGUAAAACACAGUCGGGUACGGGUGGGAGGUCAUCUUCGGGAUAAAGGAGUUGUUGUUGCUCUUCUUCUUCUGCUGGUGGUGGCGCCUGAGUAUGCUGCUGACUCUCCUGCAGGACAUCGGGGUUGUAUCCCCAGACGAGCAAGCGCGGAUCGAUAAACUCGGGCUGAUGGUGAUAAUGAAGUUGCUCUUGUUGCUCUAACCUCGCUUGACUGGAGUCGGAGAUGGGUCGCUACGGGCGGAAAAUAAGUAGCGAUUAAAGAGUGUCCUGCGAAAGAGCACCAGGCUCAGGCAGCCACUAGAUAAAAGAAGAGAGCGCGGUGGAAGAAGAUGUCCGACUGAGUGAAAAGAAUGGACGCUUGCGCGG